Messenger RNA from Talaromyces proteolyticus, 2031 nucleotides. Its product is annotated as arginine metabolism regulation protein iii. The transcript has 2 exons. Gene Ontology annotation, biological process: phosphatidylinositol phosphate biosynthetic process; inositol phosphate biosynthetic process. Gene Ontology annotation, molecular function: inositol-1,4,5,6-tetrakisphosphate 3-kinase activity; inositol hexakisphosphate kinase activity. Gene Ontology annotation, cellular component: nucleus; cytoplasm. The coding region runs from base 485 to 1834 and encodes 449 amino acids. NCBI's taxonomy places the organism in Eukaryota, Fungi, Ascomycota, Eurotiomycetes, Eurotiales, Trichocomaceae. The record is from RefSeq and is a predicted model, not a curated record.
CAGUUAAUAUUAUUGGCAGCAGCGAUCGGCCCGCAAUCAUUCGAGAAUAAUAUUAAUAUUGGCAUAUUCCGGCCUGCCUUGGGACGUACUCUUCAUCUAGUUCAGUGUUGUUGCUGCUGGCUGCAGUCUUCUCUGCUUCCUGCCCCUGCCUAAUUCCUUGUUUUUGCUAUUUCCUCCAUCCACCACAAGCUGCCCCUCCCUGCACUCCUCCGUUGGCGCCUUGGUCUCUGCCUCCUGUCCAGCAUCGCUGGUGUCUCGUGUCCACCUGCUCAAUCAAUGGCGGAUGCACCCUGCCGCUUUGAGUAGUCGCCAGCCCUAGUGAUAAUCUAAGCUGAUAUGGCAUGAUACUAUUCUCAGCCGUCUCUUGCUUUGAUCGUCUGUCGUCGCUCUCCUGACUGCCGCCGUGCGGUUGACUCACCGGCAUGCGCUCCUAACCGAUCCCUUUUGUCUCCGUGCGACGUCGCAAAUACUCAGCUUUGCCAUCAUGCCGUCAUCUUCCAGAUCAGACAGCUUCAAAGGACAGAGUCUUGAUAGCGAGAGCUUCCCGAACACCUUUGACCAUGCCGCCGCUGGACAUGACGGACUUCGUUGCCAUCUAUCCGGCUCUCUGAUAGCGAAACCGUGCACAGCGGGAGAGGUUGCCUUCUACGAAUCGAGUGUCUACCAUUCCAAUAUCCAGGCUUUCAUGCCCCAGUGGUAUGGAACACUCACCUCGACCGAUCAACAGCAGCCGUUGUCCAUGGUGGCUGAUAUUCAGCACCAAGGACGGAUCAUGUUGCCUCCAUUGACCGCCUCUCUCCCGACAAAUAUACCAAACGGCCCGCUCCACAAACCAACGCCAUCACAAGAAAUACCGUGGACGCCCUCAGGGGGCCGCAAACUAAAUACUGGCAUUUCAAUUGUAUUGGAAAAUAUCGCCGAAGGGUUCAAGCGGCCGAAUGUCCUGGAUGUGAAGCUAGGCGCUCGGUUAUGGGCGGACGACGCUCCUCCGGCAAAACGCACAAAAUUGGAUGCUGUUUCAAAAGAGACGACGAGUUCCUCGUUAGGUUUUCGUAUUGCAGGCAUGAAAGUAUGGGUUGGUAAUGACGAAUCCUCAGCGGGCAACACGGACCCCGAAUUUACCGAUCCGUACAUGACCAAAUAUGAAGGAUCCGCGGCCCAACAUGGCCAAGUUGUCGAAAUCAAUGGCUACAAACGGUAUGACAAGUGGUACGGCCGUUCUUUUACCGCCGAGAAUGUGACGGAAGGCUUCAAGACCUUCUUAGCAGGAGCCAAGGCUGGCAGGGUUGACCGGUCAAAACUUAUUGCCUCUCGCGUGGCAGAGGAACUUCGAGCCCUUAAAUAUGCUCUUGAGUCAGAAGAAAGCAGGAUGUACUCGUCUAGCGUAUUAGUGAUAUACGAAGGCGACCCAGAUGCCUUGGAAGAAGCCUUGGAGUUCGAGAAAAAACGAAAGGAAGAGGAGGAAGCUAAUCCCCGUGCUGAUUCACCAGAAUCAGAAACAUCACAAGCAUCGAAGGAGAUUGAUAUAUCUGAACUUGGCACUCUACAGCCAUUGAAUCUCCAACUCGGAGAAGGAGCAAACGUCCAACAGGCCCUGAAUAUUCAGUUGGAUCCCCAAUCGCUCUCUGAAAUAGGAGCGCAGGACGGUGACGACGAAGAAGAAGAUGAAGAAGAACCAAUAAAGGUGCACGAUUUUCGCCUGAUCGACUUUGCACAUGCAAAUUGGACUCCGGGACAUGGACCUGAUCAGAAUUCCCUGAUGGGCAUCAGAAGUUUAAUAAAGAUCAUGGAAGAUCUUGCAGAGGAAAAAUCAGAAGCUGAUGGGAAAGCAUGAUGCCAGCAGCUACACAUUGAUGCCUUGAUAAGAACUUCAAAGAUUGCUGGCAAUCUCAAAAAGUUCAGUGAUGUAUUGUACCUAUUAUCUACAGAUUUCCCAUGUUACUUAAGCAUUCUAGCGAUCAGUCUUUAAUAGAUUCUACUUCGUUUACUCUUUACGUUAGCUGAAAUUAUUAAGCAGAGGUUUCAAUAUUU